ACAUUGACGAAUGUGCAAGCGGGAAACAUCAGUGUCCGUUCAACCGGCAGUGCAUCAACACAUUCGGAAGCUACUACUGCAAGUGCCAGGAGGGCUACGACCUCUCAUACGUCAGCGGAAAAUACGACUGCGUAGAUAUAAACGAGUGUGUGUCGGACACACACAAGUGCAGUCUUCACGCCGAGUGCAUCAACACACACGGAUCCUACAGGUGUAAAUGCAAGCAGGGCUUCCGCGGCAGCGGGUUCGACUGUUCAGUCAAGCCUUUUCCUAGCAGAUCCUGGGACAGUGAUCAGGGGAAAGCGGACGCGUCUCUCAGCGUUAUUCCCGAUUUCCCGUCCAAGACUCGUAUUCUGGGCCGGUUUGACAACAGCCUCCCAGAGCCGGCGGUGACCCCUCGCCUCCAGCUGCAACCCUUCGACUACAGCGACGGGCUCUACACCGGCCCUGAGGACGAGGAGGAGGAGGAGGAGAAGCUGUACGAGGAGGAGGAGGACGACACCGGGAACCAGCUGGACCCCCGAGGAGAUGUUUUCUUUUCAGAUGAGUUGGUGCCCGCGUAUCAUCCCGGACCCGAGCCGGAGGAGAUCCGAGCGGCGCCGCUGAAGGAAAGGCUCCUGGCCGACUGUGACUUUGACCGGGGAGCGUGUGAGUGGGUUCAGGACCACGAGGAUGAUCUGGACUGGACCAUCAAGUAUCAUGAAAACGGGAGAGAGUAUCACCUGGCUCUGGAGGGCCCGGCGGGGGUCCGGCCCGAGGUGUCCAGGCUGAAGCUGCUGCUGGACGAUCACAUGCGGCAGAGCAGCUUCUGUGUCACGUUCGACUAUCUCAUCCGGGGUCCGCAGAACACCUUACGGGUCAAGCUGGACGACAGUGAGUCUGCGCUGUGGGAGAGCGGGCCGACACACACUCACGGCUGGAGAAGAUCCGAGAAGAUCAGCGUCAGCGGGACCGAGACCCAGACCCGACCCGUCGCGGUGGUGUUCGAGGCUGAGCGCGGCCGGUCCGUCAGUGGAGAGAUCGCUCUGGAUCACGUGCUUCUGCUCUCGGGACGCUGUUCAGACGGGAAAACACACAUCUUGUAGGACUUCACCUCAUUAAAGCUUCUCAACACCAGUGUUGUAGUACUCGAGACUCGGACUCGUCUCGGACUCGGUCUCGAGACCAUAUUUUAAUGGUCUUGGUCUU
Pimephales promelas (fathead minnow) is the source of this 1188-nucleotide messenger RNA. The record is from RefSeq and is a predicted model, not a curated record. Lineage: Eukaryota; Metazoa; Chordata; Actinopteri; Cypriniformes; Leuciscidae.